This is a messenger RNA of Lichtheimia ornata, 1983 nucleotides long. RefSeq lists its product as uncharacterized. Gene Ontology annotation, biological process: kinetochore assembly; chromosome segregation; mitotic cell cycle. Gene Ontology annotation, molecular function: DNA binding; protein heterodimerization activity. The record is from RefSeq and is a predicted model, not a curated record. NCBI's taxonomy places the organism in Eukaryota, Fungi, Mucoromycota, Mucoromycetes, Mucorales, Lichtheimiaceae. Gene Ontology annotation, cellular component: kinetochore. Bases 1 to 1983 code for a protein of 660 amino acids. The transcript has 7 exons.
AUGGAAUCACAAAGCUACUCUCAAAGGGACUCAAGCAGGAUACCUAUCGACUCAUCAGACACUCAAUCGCAAGGCGAUGCAAAGUCACUUCUAUCACAAAAGACAGGAUUGAGUCAAGGACGUGCCUCUUCUACCAAUGAUCCACUCUCACCUGCCAAAGUAAUGCGUCAACUGGGAGCAUUCGAGAUGGAUACAGCAUCACAAGCAUCAUCCAUUGUACAAUCACAAUCUCAAAAACGCUUUUCACGUAUUGGUUCACGAUAUCAAGAAGACUUUUUGACCCGUCGAUCAAAGAUGGAUCCAAGUGCGAGGCUUGAAGAGUUUCGACAACGAUACCAAUUCUCUCGACCGAUGGCAAAUCGUGCGCCCAUAACUACAACAACGACAACGACAACGACGAAUCCUCCUCCUGAUUUCUCAUUUCGUCAUCGACGCGACUGGAGACAUAAUGACUUGGAGGAUUUUGAUGACCUCUUGACGAUCAAAUCAUACAGCACCGAUACCAACUUUAGUGCAUUCAACAGAGUCACUCAAAGCAGUCUACAACCCCAACCAUCACAGCAACCACAGCAGCAGAAGCAACAACAACGACAACGACAACAGCCACCAGCUAUUCGUGCUGACGAUGAUGAAGAUGAAGAUAUGGAUGACUUUGAGUACAGAGCUCCAGCACCUCUAGGAAGCGGUUUUAGUGUGCUUGAUGACGACGAAGAUGAUGAUAAUGGACCACCACACUCAUGGUAUCCUCCCGCUACAGCGUUAUACCAACAAUCCUCCCUCAAACGACGACGAUUAUCCCAUUCAAACGCUGAAGCCGACAUUGUUGAUGAUAUUGGAAUCCAAAAGAAUGAUACAAUGAUACCACCACCCGAUGUAACACAGCAAGAAAGACACCAUUUGAGUCAACAAUCAAAGGAGGAAUUGCAACAUGAAAGAAUACCAACACAAAGAACACGUUUCAUUACAAGCCAAAGAUCACAAACGCAUGAUGCUGAGAUACCCAAUCCACGAGAACAACAGCCAGCGGAUCCAUCGAAUGACUUGGUCGAGAAUUGGUUACAAAGCACCGAUAUCGUUGAAAAGGACAAAGCCAUCACUUCAUCUUUACAGGAGCAACAACAGCAAUCAACACAACAAAAGAUCAUCAACGACAAAGACAAAGUUAGCAUUUCACAACAAUCAUCACAACCACGAGAUAUCAAGGGGAAGGGCAAAGCUGAUAUUUCACAGCAAUCAUCACAACCAUUAGAUAUCAAGGGGAAGGACAAAGCUGAUAUUUCACACCAACAACAAUCAACACAACCACCAGCAUCCUCACAACGAGAAAAGGAACCCACACCUAUCCCUAAUAUGGAUUUCGAGAUUGACUUUGAUGAUAUGGACUUUGGCGGUGAUGAUUAUCAACAACCACCAUCACCCUCGCCACAACCACAACUACAACCACCACAACCCUCAAGUGAUGUUGAUCAUGGAGAACAUGUUGCUUCAAGUAGCCGAGAUAAUGUACUCAGUGAAGAUAAUGCAAGCAUACCAGAACAAAGGCGCCUGGAUCCUAAAGCGUUGAUACAAGUACAUUCAGAAGGACGUUUUGGCAAUCAAAUAUUAGCUGCGGCGGAUGAAGCGAUGCCUGGAGAGCCAACCGGUCUACGUAGGCUUACACAGUUACGGCAGCUUGGCAAAAUCAUGUUUAGAAAGGCGGCUAUUCGUAUGAGCAAAGAAACGGAAGAGCGGUUGGGUGUCAUAUCCGAUGCAUUUUACAAGCAAGCUACCGAUGACUUGGCCACGUAUGCCAAACAUGCUAAAAGAAACACGAUCAAAAAGGAGGACGCGAUCAUGUUGCUUCGUCGGCAAGAGCGGUUAACGGAUGACACCCCAAUUGAGGAAUUGGCACACAAGUACCUUCCUAGAGAAUUGUGGGACGAGUUUUGUGUGUCUGCACUUGCAUACAACGAGCUUUAUCCAAAGGAAAAGAGGCAUCUUUAG